AUGGAGGUGGAACUCGCCAUUAACACCUUUUUUGUCCUCUUCUGCACAUUCCUCCUCAUAUGGACCAUCCUUGGGAUCUCUCUAUUCUAUUCGGGUUUAACUCAAAGAAGAUCUUCUCUUACCCUUCUAGCGUCUUCCCUACUAUUCUACGCUUUGGUUUUGGUAGACUGGUACAUAUGGGGUUACUCUCUUUGCUAUAGUCCCUCUAAUAAUCGCUUCAUUGGAAGCUUGGACUAUGCUGUCUUAAGACACUUGAGUAACCCUAGCUACUACUUGUAUGCAACUUCCACACGAGGCGAUAUUGCUAGUGUUGUGCACUUUCUAUUCAAUGGCCAUAUCAAACUUACAUGUGUGGCUUUGACUUUUCCGGCCUGCGCUGCAGAGAGAGGUCGCUUGAUGCCAAUGCUAGUGUUUGUGCUACUAUGGUCUGCCAUCGUCUACAACCCAGUAGUGUUUUGGUUUUGGAACGAUAAUGGCUGGCUCGCGGUCCAGAACUCCAAGUAUCCUGUUCUUGACUUUGCAGGAGGAAAUUGUGUACAUAUUGUCAGCGGGUUCACUGCUUUGGCGUAUUCCUUCUACGUGGGCCCUCGUAAUCCCAAAACGCUAGAAGAUUAUAGGAGCUCUAAUAACAGCUUUGUUGUGCUUGGUCUGUUCUUUGUGCUUACGGGAUGGUGCGGCUUCAUCGCUGGCUGUGACUUCAACUUCUCCUACAAUGCCUUGUACAUCAUUACAGAAACUCUUCUCUGUGCGUGCACAGCCGGUAUGAUAUGGAUGGCCAUUGACUACUAUUUCUCUGCAAUUCCUUUGGGUGAUUGCGAAGAGAUUCAAGACAUCGAGCUCCAAAACAUGGGCGCAAGCAACUGCCUGCCUUACUCUCUGCGAGGCGAUGGCACCAACGCGACUCGCGAAAAAGCGACAAAAAUGCAACGGUCGAUCUCUGUUGUCUCAUUUUCAUCUGGUAUGAUGUGUGGUCUUGUUGUGUUCACUCCCGGAGGAGGAUACGUCAGCUCCGGCCUGACUAUUUGGAAAGCAAUAGUGUUUGGUGUAGUGGGCGGCGCUGCGGGAAACAUUGGCACAAGGCUAAAAUAUUUUCUACGUGUCGAUGAUGCUCUAGAUAUCUUCUCGGUACAUGGUGUCUGUGGUGUCGUCGGAUCACUAAUGGUUGGUAUAUUCGCCGACGAUGUUCUUGGUUCGAAGGGUGGUUGGGUAUCUGGAAAUUGGAUUCAAGUUCCAUAUCAAAUUCUUGGUGUUGUGGUGACUGCCGUCUAUGUCUUCUUGGUCAACUUGUGUCUACUUUUUAUUGUGGACCAUAUUCCGGGGCUCCACUUACGUAUCGACAAAGAGUACAAGAAAAGACUUCGUCACAAUUCGGAUCACAACAAUACUGACUCAGAACCUCGGUAUCCCACAAGAUCAGAAAAGGCUGAACUACAGGGAUCUGAUGCCUAUGACUUGAAUGGAGAAUUUUCAAUGGACUAUAUGGAAUUCAUUCGAGUCAUUAAUCCCGAUGACUACGCAACUGAGCCCCUGAUCUAUUAUGAUCAAGAGUAUCGCCACGAAAAUACUUUUGUCCAUCAAGAUGAACAUGAGGGUCUACGAAAGAGAGGUGUGCAAGAGCACAACUAA
Messenger RNA from Australozyma saopauloensis, 1626 nucleotides. RefSeq lists its product as uncharacterized. Gene Ontology annotation, molecular function: ammonium channel activity. The transcript has a single exon. The record is from RefSeq and is a predicted model, not a curated record. Bases 1 to 1626 code for a protein of 541 amino acids. Lineage: Eukaryota; Fungi; Ascomycota; Pichiomycetes; Serinales; Metschnikowiaceae. Gene Ontology annotation, biological process: ammonium transmembrane transport. Gene Ontology annotation, cellular component: plasma membrane.